Molecule: messenger RNA, 1140 nt
Organism: Nerophis lumbriciformis (worm pipefish)
Lineage: Eukaryota; Metazoa; Chordata; Actinopteri; Syngnathiformes; Syngnathidae
Source: RefSeq, a predicted model, not a curated record
AUGUCUGAAGUGGAAAAAACCGUGGCUUCGGCUUCGGAGCCCACCGCCGCGAUGCUGGACGCCCUGAACGCCAACGGGACGGAGGCGCUCAACGCGACCGCCAAGUUCGUGGCCACGCCGGAGGGCACGGCACUGGCAUACGGCAGCCUGGUGGUCAUGGCUCUGGUGCCCAUCUUCUUUGGAGCCUUGCGCUCCGUGGCCUGCUCCAAGUCCAAGAAUGCGUCAGACAUGCCAGAGACCAUCACCAGUCGAGAUGCUGCCCGAUUCCCCAUCAUCGCCAGCUGUACUCUCUUUGGACUCUACCUUUUCUUUAAGGUUUUUUCUCAAGAGUACAUAAACCUACUUCUAUCUGUCUACUUCUUCGUGCUUGGCGUCCUGGCGCUGUCUCAUACAAUGAGUCCUCUUCUGUCCAUGGUGUUUCCAGCUUCUAUACCAAACAAGCAGUACCAGCUGCUCUUCACACAGGGUGUCGGUGAGGCCAAAGAAGAGAUCAUCAACUAUGAGUUUGACACCAACAACCUGGUAUGUUUGCUUGCCAGCAGCGUCGUGGGAGUGUGGUACGUUCUCAAAAAGCACUGGAUCGCCAACAACCUCUUUGGCCUGGCCUUUGCCCUCAAUGGGGUUGAGCUACUGCAUUUGAACAAUGUCAGUACUGGAUGCAUCCUGCUGGGGGGGUUGUUUGUCUAUGACAUCUUCUGGGUAUUUGGUACCAAUGUCAUGGUGACAGUUGCAAAGUCGUUUGAGGCACCUAUCAAACUGGUGUUUCCUCAAGACUUGUUGGAGAAAGGUCUUGACGCCAGCAACUUCGCCAUGCUGGGUCUGGGUGACAUCGUCAUCCCGGGCAUCUUCAUUGCACUCCUGUUGCGUUUUGACAUCAGCCUGAAAAAGAACAGCAGGACAUACUUCUACUCCAGCUUCUUGGCUUACAUCUUCGGACUGGGCCUCACCAUCGUGAUCAUGCAUACUUUCAAGCAUGCACAGCCCGCUCUGCUCUACCUGGUACCAGCCUGUGUCGGCUUCCCAGUUUUGGUGGCCCUCUUCAAAGGAGAACUUACCGAAAUGUUUAGGUACGAGGAGUCCUUUGAAGAGGAGGUGCUAGCUAAAGAUGGCCCGUCAGAAUCGCUGAAGAAGGAACAAUAG